UAUAUGAAAAUUGAUAAAAUAUAUUUGAUUCAUAAAAACAACAACAACAAAAAUACAGAAAGGAUUGAAGUAUGGUAAAACGAGAUGGAAGGGAGGGCAAGGAGGGAAGCACAUUAGAAAUGAAUACUAUUAAGGGGGAUGACUCAAGUCUGAACGAAGAAGAGAUUUCUUUGCUAGUUGGAGGAGAGGAGGAGGAGGAGGAGGAUGGAUGUAGACGAGAGGAGGGAGUGAAAGAGGAGGGAGGGAGGGGUGAGGAGGAGGAUGAGGGAAGAUACCUGGGAGGGAAUCAUCUACCAAACAUAAUUAUAACUCCGUCCAGACGUAACAAUUAAAGAUCUGAAUAAAAAAGUAGAAACAUCAGUGGAAGAUUUAAAGCAUUUAGAACAAAAUUCAAUUCAUUAUAGAUUAAACGCCGAGGAAAGAAUAUCAAAGUUGGAGCAGAAUAUACUACGAAUUUUUAGAAAAAGAAAAGUACAUGGUCUACAGAAGGCGAAUGCUCCUAAUAGUCAAGAAGCUUCCAAAUCCCAUAUCAUCGCUCUUCCGUCCCCUCCUCUAGGAGAUUUCAACUCCUCUGGAGCUUUCAACUCCUCUAGAGAUAUCAAUGCUGUCAAUUCUUCUCCUCUAUCUACUAAAGAUCCAUUUCUGGACGCUGAUGAAGCUGAACAGUGUGCUGAGAGUGGUACACCUUGUAAAUUUCCAAUGAUUUACAAAGGGAAAUCAGAGACAUCUUGCGUUAAGAAUUGGUACGACAUAAAACCGUGGUGCUCAAUACGGGUAGGCCCUGCAGGCGAAUAUAUUUCGGACAGCUCAGCCUGGGGAUACUGCAAACCUUGUUCAGAAACAUAAACUUUAACAGUGAAUACUUCCUGAAAAAAAAACUUUUAUUCAUAUUUUUCCGGACGAAUUGAAGUGAAUCGUGAUAACAAAUACGGAAAAGUGUACUUACUUACAUUCUGCUUGUACAAUGUACACUGAACAGUUUUUACACUAGAUGUACAACCAUGUACUUACUUGGUUACGUUGAUGACAAUUAAUACUGAAAAUUAUUCUGUUAAAAAUAUGUAAUUUAUUUCUAGUGGCAUUUCUUUUCAACACACCAUGUUAACUAAUUAAUUCUGAUUUUGAGAGAAUCAAAUCUCAAGAAAACACAGGGUUUCAGUUUUCUUGAAAAAUGUUUGUUCUCGUAUUAAAAAGUCCAAGUUUAAUUGAUUAUCUUUAGUUUUUUUUGCUUGUCGGUAAAUAAAAUAUUUUUUUAUUUAAUGGAGGUAAUCCAAAAAAAACUUUGAAUGGAUUAGAGAGGCAUUUAUUUGAAAUUUUGGUUAGUAACUGAUUAAUCAUGUUUCAGCAUGUAAGAUCUAUCAAUCUUAAUUGAAUCGUAAGGAAAAAUUAUCAAUUUAUACAGAUAUAGGGUUACCCACAGAGGAUGAGACCUCCAAGACUAAUGUAAGAAAUUGACUUGGUCUUUUUUCUUUAUUUUUUGGUUCACCGUAAUUCUGUCUUUCCUUGGCAAAUCAUGAAGUAUAUAAUUUUUAACUAAAUAUAUAGCAGGGUAGAAACAUAAUUCAACCUUCAAAUCGUUUUAAUUCAAGAGUUCAAGGUCGUCAUUAAAAGUCUUAUUCGUUGGAAAUACCUAUAAAAAGGUUUUUAAUAAAGCGGAGCUGUUAACUGUCGUCCGUUAAAUAUAUCAAAAAGCAUUUUAAUUAAAAAAUCACUACUGUGCUAAUUUAAGCUUAUGUUCAUAUUUUACGUUGUUUGUUAUUUGUAAAUUGAGAGAAAUAAACAUUUAUUACCACAAUAA
This is a messenger RNA of Eurytemora carolleeae, 1798 nucleotides long. RefSeq lists its product as uncharacterized. The record is from RefSeq and is a predicted model, not a curated record. NCBI's taxonomy places the organism in Eukaryota, Metazoa, Arthropoda, Copepoda, Calanoida, Temoridae.